AUGGUUUCAGUAUUAUCAGGUUCUUUAUUAUAGAUUAUUAAAGGUAUUGCUAAAAUGGACAUUUUUGGAUAAAUGGUCUUUUUACGAAUGAAUAAAUAAGCAUAUUAUAAAACUGUUAUGGGUGGCUGUGCUUCUAUUGGUGUCAUGGCAAUAAUGAUCCUCAUAUUCAUCACUAAUUUCAUUACAUUUAUACAAAAAGAGUCAUUAAAGGUUAUUUCAAUAUCAGAGUAUGAUGAUGAAGUCGAUAAUAUUGCUUUUAAUAACUCAAAUUUCUUUUUUGCAGUUUAGAUUGAAUAAGAAAACUUUAUCCAAAACCCAUAUUUUAAUAUUACUUUAUAGUAAAAGUAAUCCUUCUAUUUACAUUAUAGAACUUACUAUCGAAAUCCAUAAGGGGAUCUUGAAAAAAAGAGUGAAUCUUUAGAAUUAGUUCCAUGUACGCUAGAUCGUUUUUAUUAAAUUUUUUAGCAAAAUGAUGUCAAUUUCACUUAAUAAUUUUAAUAACUUCGAUUAUCGGAUUUUCUCUGUCCAUAGUAUUUUAUUGAUUUCAAACUUUUAGGAUAAAUACUGAAAUUCAUCUUGGAGGAACCUAAUCAAGUAAAUUUCAUUUUCAUUUAAAUUCUUAGGUACUUUAUUCCACUUUAUUGACCUCUCUGUUUUAAAAUGCUAAAAUAAUUCAUCCAAUAUUUGGUAACCAAUAUGUCGUUUACCUUCUCAACAUACUUUUAAAAUUAAAUUAUUUACAGUUAAUUAAGUAUAUCACAUAUUCUAAUAGAUUAUAAACCCAUAUAAACCAAAAGAUUCUUAUAUCCAACCCUUUUUAGAUGAUUCAUUUUCCUUUACAUUUAACCUCAAUUUAACUAAGUCUGUUAAUGCUUUCGUAACCAAAUAUGAUUUUCUUAACGAUGAAAGUCUACUACCUAUAAGGUAUAUAAUUAUUUUCCCUUUUAGCCUUAUUGAGGAAACUUCAGUUUUUUUAUUAGACUCUAGUGAUGUUUAAUAAGAUUAUUUUGAAAUGUAUGAAGACUCUUAUGUUAAAUUGCUUCUUCGUAAAAAACCUUUUAAAACUAAAUUUUAAAGACAAUAUCAAAAACUAGAUGAAUUACUCUCCAAUAUUGGAGGUAUUUUAUAAAUUUUCUCUUUUUUUAUUGGAUUACUAGUCACUAUUUAUAAUCGAAUCAAUUGUAUUUCUUAUAUUUACUUAUAGAUAUGGUUGAAUUGGGAAAUAAAUUAUAUGAUUUUAGUAUAGAUGAUUCAGAUCAAAAGAAAAUUUAUUAAGAUAAUCUUAAAAUUCUAACAGAAACUCAACUUAAUGGCAACAUUGUUUAAAAUUCUAAAUUAUUUCUACCUAAUUAAAAGGCUUUAAUUACAGAUGAAAACAUUAUUCUCUCUGAUAGUUAAACUCAACCAUUUAAAUAAGAUUUAAGUUAAUUAAUUUUUUUAUUUUAGAAUUAACUACCAAAUUAUGUUGUUAAUCCGGAUUAGAUUAUUUUUAAAACUAAUUGUAAAAAAUAUUUGAGAAAAAAAAACCAAUAAAUUUAGAUUGUCAUAUUUUUCUUAAUUUUAUCACAUGCAAUAAAUUAUUUAGAGAUAUUCCAAAAGUUAAAUUAAUGAAUAAAGCAUAGUAAUCCUAUUAUUAAUUUUUAGUGAUUAGAUUAUUCAAUAAUAAGAUAUUUAUUCUCUUCUAACGAGAUUGAAUGAAAUUGAUAAAUUGAAAGAAGUACUUCUAACUCCAAAAUAAUUGGUCAUGUUUAAUUUUACCCCUAAACCAUUGAUAACAUUAGAAGAUGAAGAUCUUAAAAUAGAUAGAAAUUUCGUAGAAAGCUAGAUCAAAACACCAUAAGAUAAGUACAAAUAUAUUAAUAUAUCUUUAAGUAAAGGAGAUAUGUUAGUUUAUACGAAAAUGAUGAUGAAGUUGAAAAGAAAGAAUUAAAAUGGAAAAAACCAUGAAUCAAUAAGAACUAAAAAAAGAUCAAGUUUUAUCCCUCAACCUCUUAAUAAUUAUGUGUAUUAAUAAAUAUAUAAUGUAAAAUUGUAUUACAAAUUUAGGCAUAUGAUGAGAUUGUAAAAAAGAAAUGUGAAUCCUAAUCUGAAACUCUAAAUUCAUAACUGAUAUAAAUGUUAGGAACAGAUUUAGAAUUAAUUUUUUAAAUUUGUUAAAAAAUUGAUGAAGAUAGAAAACCAAUUACCAAAUUUCAUCAGAAAUUGAAAUCCUCUAUUUGUUAAAAAAAGAGUCUUAUAAAAUAAGAUCUUGAAAAUUAAGAAAACAGUACAUGA
Messenger RNA from Paramecium sonneborni, 2274 nucleotides. The record is from the annotation of a GenBank genome assembly. NCBI's taxonomy places the organism in Eukaryota, Ciliophora, Oligohymenophorea, Peniculida, Parameciidae.